Messenger RNA from Vanessa tameamea, 3470 nucleotides. Its product is annotated as putative molluscan insulin-related peptide(s) receptor. The record is from RefSeq and is a predicted model, not a curated record. Gene Ontology annotation, molecular function: protein binding. The transcript has 8 exons. Lineage: Eukaryota; Metazoa; Arthropoda; Insecta; Lepidoptera; Nymphalidae. The coding region runs from base 260 to 3010 and encodes 916 amino acids.
ACUGUUGCUUUACUUUGAUCGGGCGCAACAAUACGGCAUUAAUUGUUCGAUUCACAUUUUCCUUGUAGUGUCGAUAGUAUAAUUUAUAAACAAUUAAUAGUUAACUUUAAAACUUUCCAGACGAUAGUGAAACGGGAACUAAGUGCACAAUUCGUGCCACAACGUAUUUGAGAAUUUUCCGACAUCUCAUGAGAAAACCUCGAUCAGCUCGCAAGCAGAAGAAGUAUAAAAGAUUUGGUGCCAAGAAGCUUAAAGUAACAUGGAGAAAAUCACGCUGAUUUGGUUAAUAAUAAGUAGUUUGAUAGCCUCUAUGUCAUGCGGCCUCAACAAUCAAGAUCCGAUAGAGUAUCAUGGACUAUGCGUGAACAUGUUCUUAAACCACAUUGAGAAACUGAAGAAGUUGGAGAAUUGUACCAUCGUAGUCGGUGAUCUAAAAAUUUCACUACUAGAAAGAACUAAACCAGAAGACUUUAAGAACCUUACAUUUCCUAAAUUGAAAGAGGUUACAGGAUACAUGGUUGUUUAUCGAGUUGCCGGUUUGGAAACUCUAAGCAAUUUGUUACCAAAUUUGGCGAGGAUACGAGGGAACACACUUUUGUAUAAUUAUGCUUUAAUCGUAUAUGAUGUAGAACUUUUAAGAGAGAUUGGCUUAAAUAGUUUGCUUAAGAUAGACAGAGGAGGUGUCAUAAUUUGGGGUGGGCCCCUCACCUGCUUUGUAAAUACAAUCGAUUGGAAUGCUAUCGCUCCUAGAUCUCGACAUGUUUUAAGCAAACCAGACAAACAUGCGCAAUGUAAUUUUCCUUGCACAUGUACGUCUAAUCCAGCAACAAAUCGCUGUUGGAGCAAUAAAAAGUGUCAGAUCUUCCUCGAAGGGCCAGACAGUUGGAAUUGCAGUAGUGAAUGUAUUGGAUGCCGUAAUACGAAUCCAAAAAGUUGUACUCUUUGCAGACAUUACACAUACAAAGAAGAAUGUGUAUCCCAUUGCCCAGAAAAUACUAUUCUUCUAUCAGUAAGCAAUCAUUGUAUUACAAACGAUGAAUGUGUUCAUUUGAAUCGUUGGGAAUGGAAUAACACAUGUGUAUCAGAAUGUCCUAAGAAUUUUGUUCAGUGGAAUGAAGCUGGAAAUACGACGUGUGUUCCUUGCGAUAACUGUCAUCAGACUUGUGGGAACAUGUCCAUACAAACUUUAGACACAAUUCAACUUGCUGAAAAAUGUGUAUAUAUCAACGGGUCUUUGAGCAUUCAUAUUUGGUCUAUACCAUAUGCUGCCAAUGAACUUAGAUAUUUCAUGAAAAAUAUUGUAGAAGUAACAGAUUAUAUAGAAAUUUAUGGUUCUAUUACACUAACUUCGCUUGAUUUUCUUUCGUCACUUCAAAGGAUUAGAGGUCGUCGUUUAUUCAAUGGAAAAUAUAGUUUAGCUAUCUAUGACAUGCAUAACCUUCAAUCUCUGUUUUUACCACAGAUUAUAAAAGGGCUCAAUGUAGAAAGAGGAACUGUAAGAUUUUAUAGAAACCCCAUGCUCUGUAUGCAUCAAAUAAAAAAGUUGACGCAAAGGUUUCCAGUAGCGCCAAAUGAGCUGGACAUACCUCAAGGUAUGAAUGGUUAUAGUGGUAGUUGUAAUGAAAUGUUUCUUAAACUAACCAUACAAGUAAAAAAUGAGACAUUUGCUAUUGCAUCGUUCUUUACUAAAUUGAAGGGGGUGCAUUACACGGUUUUGUACGUGAGGAUUCCACAUGGAACGAACGCUUCAAUUGUACCAGAAACAUGUAGUGACUCAGAGUGGUUUGCAAUUACUGUACCAGAUACAUUUAAUGAUUUUGUUCAUGUUCCAUUGCCGUCUCUUCGUCCUGCGUCAACUUACGCUGUUUGUGUAGAAAAAUAUGAUCCAUCAACACGUCAUCUGGCACGCAGUAGUAUUGUUAAAUUCGAAACCCAUGUUGGUAAACCUGAACCGCCAUUUAUUUUAGAACUGGUCGCAUCCUCCUCUAAUGUAAUCGUCAUCAGAUGGUCGGAUCAUAUGGACUACAGACCAUUUAUAACACGUUAUGAAUUAGAUAUUAAUCUGGUUGAUAUUAAUUAUAAUAUUAUUACCAGAGAUCAUUGCACCGUUAAUGAUGAUGAGAUGUUUGAUAUAGAUUAUACACGACAUGCAAAAGUAAUGCGACCGCCAAAGAAUUAUGAAAGAGGUUGCGAAAGUAUGUGUGGAAUAUUAUCUUCUGUAACUAUUGGUGCUAUGGUUGAAGAUUAUUUUGAUGUAUGCGAUACUAUUGGUAAAUGCGAUGAUGAUUCUGAAAGAUCUAAAAACUCCAGUAUUAACGGAAACAUCAUAAGCUUAUCAUUAGAUAUUAGUGGUCAAAGAAAUAACUUUCAAGUCGGAGGUUUAGCUCCAUUUAGAGAUUAUAAAUUUCGUUUAAGAGCUUGUACCAAAGAUUUAUGUAGUCGAACAGCUAAAGAUGUCGUUCAAACUCUGCACUCAGAAAAUGCAGAUAUAGCUUCUAUAACCCAUAAGAGUAUUAUUGAUCCUGGGUUAAUUUAUGUAAAAUGGGAACCACCAAGCGUAACUAAUGGACCAUUAUUGGCUUAUACUAUUGAAAUUUAUCCAAACGUUAAGGUAAGUGAUAUGAACCAUCUGGUGCCUCAAACGUGGUGCGUUCCCGGAAAUGAAACAAGCUUAACUGUAAAAUCAAAUAAGGCUAGUAAAUACUUAGUCAGAAUAUGUUCCACGACCUUAGCCCACCCAUAUGCGUGUAAUGACUGGAUAAAAAUUGAGGGUUUUGUAAAAUAUGAACUGGUUUGGUGGUGGUCUGGAGUACUAUUUGGGUUAUUCUUAUACGUUUUUUCAUGGGUUAUAGGCUGGCGAUGGAAAAGAAGAAUAGAUAGAAGUGAUAGUAUACCACUAUUUGACAUUACAUCUAGUUAUCGCCAAGAAAGUGUACCACCAGCUACCAUGUUAUCGGAUUUUGUGUCUUUACAUAAUAUUUCUUUACGCGAUUUACGAGAUUUAUCUUAAGCUUGAGCCAUAUAUGUUAAAAGGCAAGCAUAAAAAGUUAAAUUUUAAAUUACUUUCUAAAGCUUAAUCAAUUCGUUCAUCAGUGAAAUAAUGCAUGCAAAGGAUAAUUGCUUGGAUAUUAUAUAUAAGCUAAAAAGUAUUGUUUGAUGAACUUAAUUACGUUAAGCUUUUGAAACAAGAUAUAAUUUUUUUUUCGAAAAUUUCGAGUUAAUGUAAAACAAGAGGUAUUCCAGACGAGAGAACAGAGAUAUCGAGUUUAAUUUUGUGUAAUGGAACAAAAAAUAAAUGUUUUUAAUGUCUCUUAAACUUUCUAAAGUGGUUGUUGUACGGUGGACAUUUUAAAUUGUUUUAAAGCUUUACUGAACAAAAUGACUACUGAAUUUUAACAAUGUUUAUAAUUUGUUGAAAUAACAAGGGAGAUAAUUAAUUUAACUCUAUUUAUGAGUAUUAUUAUAUUAUG